Messenger RNA from Bacidia gigantensis, 3702 nucleotides. RefSeq lists its product as uncharacterized. The record is from RefSeq and is a predicted model, not a curated record. NCBI's taxonomy places the organism in Eukaryota, Fungi, Ascomycota, Lecanoromycetes, Lecanorales, Ramalinaceae. Bases 1 to 3702 code for a protein of 1233 amino acids. The transcript is spliced from 6 exons.
AUGAGGGGCAGUACACUCAAUGGAUACCGAUCCAAGGCCCUGGAGAAAAUUGCCGUCCUCGCCGCGACAUCUACAAAAGUAAAAGAGUCUGGCUUCGAAGACCUUUGCAACAGCUUCGAAAGCUAUGAGGUCGACCAUCAGGCAUCUAGCCUGUCACAAAUCCCAAUUGGCGCUCAAGAAACCGACUUAUUGUUUGCCCUGUGCAAAGCAGCUCCGCUCGUCGACAGCCUCGAGAAAGCCUCCCUAUUGCUCCAUCAACUAUCUCCAUACUUGUUAGAAGCAAAUGUUCAGCAAUUCCGGCCUACUCCAGUUGUUCGAGCGAUCGAGCCUUCGCCAUGGGAGUCUCUAACCUUCCAACUGACUGGAGCUAUCCUAUCAAUUGGCAUAAAGCACAGUAAUCUUCGUCAUGAGGUCUUGGGAUGUACAACAAAGUACAUCCAGAAUUGCAUAUCAUUUGCGAACCAAGUAUCUCGCUCUCAGUCACCAGAUGCCCAUCUUCUCAGAAGCGAACGUCUAGAUAUUGCUUCUCAUGCCCUCUCGCUCCUCGGAUUCUUAGAAGGCGUGUCUGCUUAUACGAACUUUUACGAUUCUAGCGGAAUGUUGAACCUUGUGCGAACACUACAGGAUGUAUUAGAAGAUCAGUUCAUGAAGUCUCUGGAAGAUGUAUUGUCAUCGAUUCGAACCUCCGAAGCGAUUCAGCAGCGUUUUACUAAUUGGACGACUUACAUCGAACGAUACGAGGCCCAUCAUCGUCCACUGGGUGCCAAGCUGUUACGAUGCAGUUUCAUGAAGUUGCUUGUAUCUUGUAGCUCUCUCUUAGUUGGUACUCCUGUGCAACUUCAAAAAGCCGAUACUUUCCAGCUUCUGACGUCUCUGGAUGAAGGCGCAACAGCCCGCCAUUCGCAGGGUACUAGCGCUCUCCUGGUUCUGUUAACAGACAUGUCCACAAAAUCAAUGUAUUUGCUGGAUAAUGAUUCGGACUAUAUUCGCCUAAGUUCUGUGUGGCAGCAACGCCUUGCUUUUACAGCAAAAGCGUUUUCUCUACAUACUUUCUUGAAUUGCAUGGCUGUAGACGAAGACGUUGCUAGCAUCGACACCUUAAUGCCGUGGCUGGAACACGAGAUGAGCGAUGCGGCGUCGAUGGCAGAUGAGAUGCUUGCCGCUGUAGUCCUCAAAUCUAUGGCCGUCGUUGCUAAACAGUCUCCUGUAAUUGUCUCUGGAUUAAGUCGAUCUCUACCUAGGUUCGUGGUUCAAGGCAAACUAAGGGGCGAGACCGUAGACGUCGCAGCAUGGAGCUUGACAAACAUACUCCGUUUGAUUUCUCAAGACGCAAUUAUUACGGGCAUUUACACGUUAGGCAAUGUACUGAGUGCGGGUUCUGGAAACGACAGCAUGGCACAUACGCACAAUCAGGGCAAUGGCGGCACACGAUCCCUGAAAGGAGCAACACAGUUAGAUCACGUUCAAAUGCAACAUUCAACCGGGAGCGCGAUCUCUUUGGUAAUGAGUGACGAAGAAGAGGUUACUACUGCUUACGGCAACAUCAUACACGCUGUCGUGUGUAUAGCAACAAACUCACGAGACAGCCGAAUUGCUUCACUUACUCAGUCAAUGCUGUUGCAAAAAUUGGGUCGAAUAAGUUUGGCAGUAGAUCUUCAUAUCAUUCGGGAGACCGCAUUGUUGGCUUUGACAGCCGGAGAGGCAGAAUUCAAGAGCCUGUUGAAACUCUAUAAUCGACUCAGUCAUGAGGGUACCAAAAAUAAGGAAAGCACGCUUCUUGAAGCCGUGAACAGUGCUCGCGUGCACAUCGCUAGUGCUUUAUCGCACGACUCGCCUCUCUAUCCCAUGUAUCUGACCAGCCUUCUGGAAGCCAUCAUAAGCAAGGGAGAUGCCCAUGAGAAAGAUAACACAAAGCGCGCUGACGUCGACCUGGCCGCUCGCGAGAUAGUGGAAUUGCUCCCUGCAUUAGCAGUCUUGGCCUCUGUAGAGACUGACCAAGAGGAGAUUAGCGAGGAUCCAAACGUAGCAAGACUUCAUCGAGAAGCUUGGUUCAACGUCAUUGUCCAUGGCAUCACUCCCGAUUCUGCCUAUGGAAAGAAAUGUCGCAAGGAGCUUCGGAUUCUUGCCAUGAAGUCAAGGGCUUUGGUAGCAGACGAUCGCAGUGAUCAAUACGAGAGCGACAUUGAAUUGAAUACUGUGCUGAGACGUGGCAUGAGCGGUCCGAACACUGCAGAACAGAAGAAGCUUUUGAUGACUCUGCUGCCGAAGUGUGAGUCCGAGAUCAGGAGCCUCACUCACCCAAAGGUUAUUUUUCUCAUUGCUGCAUAUUUCGUGGAAACCCUCAGAGCGGAAGGUGGUGACUGUAGCCAUAUCUUGUCCUAUUUCCUCGACGCAGGGCUCGAGGGGCCUGCCAUGGAGGUUUGCACGAGUGCGAUAGCUGACCACGUCAUCGGCGUGUACUUGAACACGAUCUUACACGGUGCAAACAAACAUAACCAUGCGCCCUCGGUAGCCAAGCAGUUGGCAAACAUGUUCGUGGGUUGCUGCCACCGAAUACUAAAGGUCCAGCGCAUCGCUUUCUCUUCAGUAGAUAGAAUCGUCAGCCAGAUUCCAUCCGCACUUUGCCAGAGGUCCUCACUCUAUGCCUUGUUGGAACUAUUGACAAUCAUGUGGACGAGCUGUCUAGAAGCGGAACUUGAUGAAUAUGAGCUGAAGGCGAACUACAGCUCUGUUCGUGGGAAUGUGUCAGUAGAGCUUUCGGACGACUAUGACCACAGACGGCUUACUUUAGAUGGCCUCUACAAAGGAGCUAAAAAUUGGAUGACCAUGGUCAUUGAUUGUGCGCCUUUGGAUAUCAAAGGCCUUUUACAAACAUACUUGUCAGAAUAUGAGGACGACGGAGCCUAUGGUCAUGUAGCUUUGGGCAGAAAUUUCGCUAUAGACAUGGGUUCUGUUAUACCUGCGGCAGAUCAGAAGCUGAACGGUGAUGCCAAUGUACUUGUGCAAUCUUUGCGACACCCUGUAAACGAUGAUGAGGACCUGCUCUCAUAUCUCGAGAGUCGUGCAUCAGCUGGAGACUACAUCCCGAUCAGCGAGCUGCGAGAUAGCCUCAGACGAGCAGCAGCGCUGCUUUGUAGGAGGCACAUUGAGCAAACCGAGACCAUCCAACAACUUGUCGGCAUACCAUUUACCGUCUUCACCAAACAAUCCAUCAAGCUCGGAAUAUCUCUCUGGUUGAACAUCAUCAACGAAAACCCGCGAAUGGAGCCUAGGAUUCUGUCGGCAAUUGCUGAAGGGUGGGAGAAGAGUGUCCGCAAUCGUGAUGGCGCCUUCAGUCCCCAGCUUCGGUGGGUCGCGAGACGACUGAAUAUACAUUUACUAACGUUCAGCAGCCACCUAGAUCCGUUCUACCUAAAGGAGGAAUUUGCACCAUCUGAGAAGGCAACUCUAGCAAGGAAGCAACAAGCAGCCCAUGAUCUGAUCGCGCCCCAUUUGCGUAUUCUACAGUUCUUAACAAGUCAUUUUGCCUCAAGCAGACUCGGCAGCCCUCAAUCUCAGCAAGUCUUUCAAAGGCUCGCAAUUGUGACUCUCGAGAGCCAAGGUGAGCUAGCCAAUGAAAUGAAGGAAGAGCCGCAAUUGAUUUCAAUAGGUGGUCGUUUGGAGGCAAUCGCCUCCAGAUCAAAGCAGAAAGUCGACUCAUGA